This is a messenger RNA of Tripterygium wilfordii, 1139 nucleotides long. Its product is annotated as peptidyl-tRNA hydrolase 2, mitochondrial. The transcript is spliced from 8 exons. Gene Ontology annotation, molecular function: peptidyl-tRNA hydrolase activity. Gene Ontology annotation, cellular component: mitochondrion; cytosol. NCBI's taxonomy places the organism in Eukaryota, Viridiplantae, Streptophyta, Magnoliopsida, Celastrales, Celastraceae. Bases 125 to 730 code for a protein of 201 amino acids. The record is from RefSeq and is a predicted model, not a curated record.
CGUUGCAUUCAUACUCUUUAUUUUAUCUUCCUAGUAGCUGCGUCUUCGGCUGCUAUUCAUACUUGAUAUGAUUUUUUCGGCUCGUUCUCCCAAUCAUUCGUCACUCAAUUUCAGUCUCUAAUUGAUGGGCAACAAAUCUUCGCAGCCUUCGAACAAGAAGCAAGAAAAGGAAUGGUUGACUGGGAGUUUCAGGCCAGAAAACUUCAUUCCAGGCCUCAUCAUUGGUUUCAUCUCUGGGUUAUUGUUUGAUUUGUUGAAUCCCCCUAACACUCAUGUAAAGAAGAGGAAUUUCUUAUCGGGGAAAUUCCAACCACAACAAGCAAUCUCAAACAAUGGUGAUCAAGAGAUGAAAAUGGUUUUGGUGGUUAGGCAAGACCUGAAGAUGGGAUCAGGAAAGAUUGCAUCUCAGUGUGCUCUUAAUAUUCAACUGUGUGUUGUUUACAACCCUGCAGAUGCAGCUACUGGCAUGUAUGUAGAACUGAUGCAAAGCCACCGAUCUCUUCUGAGACAAUGGGAACAAUGUGGACAGCCUAAAAUAGUUGUUACAUGCAAGAAUCAACCAGAAAUGAAUAAGCUAAAGGACGCAGCUCAGAGCAUUGGCCUUCCAACUUUUAUGGUAGCUGAUGCUGGACGAACACAGGUACAUCAUAAAUAUCUUCUCAGGUAUCGGCAGGUUCAAAGACAGUUCUUGCUGUUGGACCUGGGCCAAAAGCAUCAGUGGAUUCAGUAACAGGGAAACUGCGGUUGCUCUGACGGAGGGUUAAAAACAAGAUCUAUGUGAUGAUAUUUAUCUCUCAGCUGACUCGUUUUCUUACUUGUGAGGCCAUCUCCCCUUCAUGGUGGCUAUGGAACAUGUUCAAAUUCUCUACGUUCAACGCUCUCUGAUUGGAACAUUUUUAAGUCUUAUGCAGCAGGGAGGAGGUGUUUUUCCCAUGCACACUCUAAUAGUCAAGGCAACUUUCUGCUUAUGAUUGCUGAGAGAAGUCAGAGGAAUAGAAUGGAUUCUUGUUGUUUUCAUAGUUUUGACGUUUAUGUAUUAAAAGAACAUGGGGAAGAAAAGUUCUGAGUCCUGUAGUUUUUGUUCACUCCCUUGGCCAGUUGGCCUACCAUUGCAGGAUAGACACACUGAUUCCGUUUAA